ACCAUUAAUUUACAUAUAACUUUCCAAGCGUAUGCUCUUCGAUGUGGUAAAUUUCCUUUAUUUGCGUGCAUACAUAUAUAUUCGAACCGGGAAGAUCCGUCCGGAAGAGAUUACCUCUUCGCCCAUCAAGUCGACAGAAACUCCGCCCCGCCGGAGAAGAGGCACGGCGGACCGAAACUUUGAACCGCCGGUGGGCGGCAGAGAAUAACCGGUAUAUUUAUCAGAACUUUGUGCAGUAAUCUCAAGGUCACACUUAUAGCGGAGGAAAGCCAUUUCAAUGGAGAAGGCCGACGAUCACUGUUUGUCUAAACUUCAACUCACCGUGCCUUCCGAUGAUCGUCCUUCAGUGCUUCGGCUCCGUGAAUUACUUGCGGCUUGCUCCAAGUCGAUUGAAAACGGAGACACCCAUCAAUCUGAAGCCUUGAUAUCUGAGCUGGUGAAUUACCUUGAUUGUAUUUCAGAGGCUGCUGAAACAGAGUUGGACAAUGGAGAUACAGAGAGUGAUGCCUUUGAAGUCCUCAAUGAGAUCUAUCGUUUUAUAUCUUCUCCUUCAUUAGACCAGGGUACUAUUGACACUCUUUCAUUUGAUCUUCCAAAGGCAGUUUCCAAGUUUAUAAGAGUAGGUGGAUGUCUGGAGAUUGUUGAUAGCAUUAUUGACAGGUUCGUUACUCUGUGCAGUCCACGGGAUAUGCUUUCGGUUCUUUGUGAGGCAUUAGAUUUGCAGACGACCAAAGCAGCCACUUGUGCUGCCCCUUUUCUAAGUGGGCUCUCAAAAGUGAUUCGUUCCAUUCAGAGGCGUCAUUUUGAGCAAAUAAAAAUAGCAGUUCCUGUUGUUCUCAAUGCACUUAAAGCCGUGGAUUUUGAAACAAGUGAAGGGGAUGUGAACUGUGACACUUUAUAUGCUAGAGCGAUGGACAUUGCCAGUUCCAUUCAGUCAGUUUGUGUAAAGUUGGUGGAUGGCAAAGUACAGGAGAAGCUCCAUUCUCUGCUUGGACUCUAUGUGUUGCAAAUCAUGGCUCUCUUUUCAGUCAGCAUGAGUCAUGAAGUUUCAAGCUGUCUUCCUUUUGUCUCAAAGUUGUCAUCCUUUCUUCCAUUCUGUGGGUUGUCAUACGCUGGUCUUAUCACUGGAUUCGAUAUCGACAAAAUUUCUAAUAACAUUAUUGGAGAGGAUGAAGAUGAUUAUACGGCCUGUUUUUCCUACAUCAAGCACGGUGCAUGUCUUUCAGUUCUCUGGGGAUUUAUUUCUGAAGAGGUUGCUCAGGCUGCAGAUGAAAAAGUUAAUGUUCUUAAAGAUGAACUGACGUCCAAACAAACUGAAAGAUGGAAAGCUAUAGGCAUGUUCAGGCACAUACUCUCUUUUGCCGCUCUAUCUUGGAAACUAAAGAAACAUGCCAUCGAUUUCUUGCUCUGCAUUCAUGGGUCUGAAAGUUUUGAUGACAAACAAAGUGACUACAUAUCGUAUAUGCCUAGUUUAUUUGCUGCUUUGCAGGCUGUUCAGAUAAUUAUCAUGUAUGCACCAGAUGCAACACUACGGAGGAAUGGGUUUGAUUUAUUUAAAAAGUUACUUGCUGAUAUUCCCUAUUCUCAAAGGUUCGACAUGUUUAGAGCUCUAAUUAUGAAUAGUGACUCUCCCUCUAUGGUUGGACUUCUUUUAGAUCUUGUCAAAGGAGAAAUGCAUGCGGAGCUUUGCCAGAAAAGAGCAGCUGGCAGUUUGCAAGUUGAUACCAAAGCACGUUCAGAACCUUCAUUUUGCACUCCAAGUAUCCUAGAAUUGGUGGAGCUCGUUUUGAGGCCUCCGAAAGGGGGGCCUCCAGUGCUUCCAGAGCAAAGUGAUGCGGUUCUUUCGGCCCUCAAUCUAUACCGUUACGUGCUGAUAACCGAGGCAACAGGAAACACAAACUAUACUGGGGUUUUGUUGAAGAGCAAUUUGCAGAAAUCCUAUAACGAAUGGCUUCUCCCUCUCCGGACGUUAGUGACGGGGAUAAUGUCGGAGAACAAGACCGAUUAUGAUGAGAUUACAGUGGACAUAGAGUGUGCCUUAAACCCUGUAGAGCUUGUAUUAUAUCGUUGCAUCGAUCUUGUCGAAGAGAAGUUGAGAUGAAGCUUAAAAAUUGGUGGAGAUUGGUGAGAGAGAUGGUGACCAAAAGUCUUCAUUUCUUCUACACAAGAUGAUUCAUGCUUCCAGUCAAAAAUGGAAAUGCCAAAAGUCUUAUGUUUACGUAAGAUAAUUUCACGUAAUGAGUCGAGGAAAACAAUGGAUAGUGUCCCUUAGAACGUCCGUUUCCCAGUUCUGAAACGUGUUGCUGUUUUAUUUAUAUUUAUUCAACUACUCUUUCUUGAAUUGACUUUAUGAGAAAUUAGGAGACAUUAAUAGUUGGUUGAAAAAUUUUGAAUCAAUCACAAAUCGACACAUAAUUUCUAAUCCA
This is a messenger RNA of Cucumis melo (muskmelon), 2426 nucleotides long. RefSeq names its product aberrant root formation protein 4. The record is from RefSeq and is a predicted model, not a curated record. Gene Ontology annotation, cellular component: cytoplasm. NCBI's taxonomy places the organism in Eukaryota, Viridiplantae, Streptophyta, Magnoliopsida, Cucurbitales, Cucurbitaceae. The transcript has 14 exons. Gene Ontology annotation, molecular function: ubiquitin-protein transferase inhibitor activity. The coding region runs from base 278 to 2101 and encodes 607 amino acids.